Messenger RNA from Amphibalanus amphitrite, 1521 nucleotides. Its product is annotated as longitudinals lacking protein-like. NCBI's taxonomy places the organism in Eukaryota, Metazoa, Arthropoda, Thecostraca, Balanomorpha, Balanidae. The record is from RefSeq and is a predicted model, not a curated record. Gene Ontology annotation, molecular function: protein binding. The transcript has 3 exons. Gene Ontology annotation, biological process: regulation of transcription by RNA polymerase II. Gene Ontology annotation, cellular component: nucleus. Bases 359 to 721 code for a protein of 120 amino acids.
CAGGUCCUGACACCCUCAAAUACGUCACAGAAGCUGGACCAAUCCGCGCCUGCUAUUGCAAACUGUCAUGCGAGCCGCAAAGAUAUUCGUGUAUUUUUUGCUUACUUGUUGAUGCUGCUAGUGAAAAGAAAUUUUCCGUGCCGUGCGCAAGCCGUGCGUACCAAGUGCGUACCAUUGGAGACUGGAGAUAUUACCAGGAUAUUACGGCCAAGGGGCCAUAAACCAAUAUAUUAAUUUGAAUUGAGAAGACAGCAAGAGACAGCCGGUAACAAAGUAAAAGGCCGCAGCUGACGGCCGGACAUCAGGCGCCCAUCGUACAACUGCCUCCCGUCGCCGCCCACAGCCGCCCACAGCCGCCAUGGCCAGCCAGCAGUACUGCCUGAGAUGGAACGACUUCCAGACCAACAUGGUGUCCUCCUUCAAACACCUGCGCACAGAGAAAAACUUUCUGGACGUGACGAUCGCCUGCGAGGGUCAGACGUGCAAAGCGCACAAAAUGGUCCUCUCCGCCUGCUCGCCCUUCUUCAAGAACCUGCUCGAGGAGAACCCGUCCAAGCACCCGAUCAUCAUUCUGAAGGACGUGCCGUUCGGCCACCUGCAGGCCAUCCUCGAGUUCAUGUACGCCGGCGAGGUGAACGUCGGCCAGGACCAGCUGCCCGCCCUCCUCAGCACCGCCGACAAACUCAAGGUCAAGGGGCUCAUCGAUGUCAACAAAAAGUGAGCGGGGCCCGGGCGGCGGGCCGCCGUGGGCGGUCGAGGACUGCGGGGUGUGCGCCCGACGACCGGGGCGGGGGCGGGGGCGGGGGCGGGGCCGCCCGGCAGAGCGGACACACGCUGCUGGGGUGGCCGCCGGCCGGGUACUGGCGGCGCUGUUACAUGCUGCACCACGGCGGUACCUACCCUCUGUUGUGAGUGCUGGAUACCCGCGGAGAGAACUGUUGGCGGGAGUCGGAGGGCCGACAGCAGCAGUCGGAGGGCCGAGCUCAGUACAGCAGUGGUCGGAGGGCUGGCAGCAGUGAUCAGAAUAGCAGCGUUCAGACAUCCCCCUAUCGCUGAGGGCCGCCCGACGGCCGCCUGUUUCGGCGCGGGCCCUGCUGGAAUGGACAGCUUAUUGGACCCCAGUGCAAGCUGUGCUCAUUUAUCCCAUCAUCCGGCACAUAGUGCCCCAUUUCGUCUGGCGUCAAGCAUUAUAUCACUCACGGAAAUGUCAACCAAGCAAACUGCGUGCUCACUGCUCAUAAUGUAUGCCACAUUUUGAUUAUCCUGCAUGAAUUUCACGCGUCUAUCAGUCGAGGGACGCCUCCAUUGGCCAUUGAUGUUCUUGUUUGGUGUGUGUGUUUGAGUUCCCAGUUUCCCAUGCUCACUAGAUGCGCGGUGCAGUCUGCGUACUAUAGCCAACGGUCGGUGGCCGGGCGAGUCUAAGUGCCGCCACAGUGAUACGAUGUUACGCGGCGUACCGCUCUGUGGUCGUAUGAAACUCUCAGGACACCACGAGUCCUCAAUACAUGCUUUGUUACCACA